Naegleria lovaniensis is the source of this 1059-nucleotide messenger RNA. RefSeq lists its product as uncharacterized. The coding region runs from base 1 to 1059 and encodes 352 amino acids. The record is from RefSeq and is a predicted model, not a curated record. The transcript has a single exon. Lineage: Eukaryota; Heterolobosea; Eutetramitea; Acrasida; Naegleriidae.
AUGCAACAAUCUGAACAUGUGGUCGUUGUGAAUUUGAUCCAUCUCCGCAUUGCCGACAGUGAGCACGAACGGAACGGAAUUACUUCAUCAUCUACCUUGAAUCCAAUAUUUUCAAUUAAUGAUACGGAACCAUCGUAUUUGGACGUUGUAUGGAGAAAAUUAAUUUUGAAAUUAAGAAAACGAGAGGAAGUGGGAUUUUCUGGCCAAUUUAGACUUGUUCAUGAAAUCAAUACUAAUGAUCAUGAAAGUCUUGGAUUAACAAAUCCAAUACGACUCUAUGAUGUGAAAAUUUCACAACGGUAUCGAGUUAUAUUACUUUCCGAUAACUCGAAUGGAGCUAUUUUAAUUUUCAACUUGAACGAUAGAAGUCUGAAGAAAGUAGUCGAUUGUCAACACAGUGAUAUCAGGUAUUUAUGUGUUGAAAACAAUUUUAAAAACAAUAGAGAUGCGCUAAUCAUUACUGGAAAAGGUUUGAGAAAGUAUGACUUGGAACUUGUGUUAAAUAUGGCAAACAUGGAUGAAGCAGAAAUUUGGAAAAGUGGUUCGCAUGAGUUUUUCAAUGAAACUGUUAUUGGAUAUAAUCAUCUGGUGCAUGAUGGUAAAGUUGAAAAUUUAAUAUAUACAUCGGUUGGAUUUAAAGCAAUUGAUGUGCUUAACUCGACGACUGGAGAAUUUAUUCGGACAUUAAUCUCUGACAGUGUUGACAGAAGAGGAUUUGACAUUAAUUGGAAAGGCUAUUUAACUGCUUUCUAUGCAAAAGAAGGGGAUCAAUCAAAUUCUCCUUUCAUUCAAGAAACAUAUGAAGAAGGAAAUGUUAAAAAAUUCAACAUUGAGAGUUUACCAUUAUUUGACACUCUCAUCCACGAUAGGAUCACUCAUAACUAUAUUGUCACUGAUUGUGCCUCUAAUUUAAUAGUAGUAUUUGAUGAGAAUGGUAUUGUUGUUAGCACCUAUUUGAAAGACGAUCGUGUUAUUGUCAGUCCUUCAGGACUUUGUUUAAAUCCAUGCAAUGGAGAAUUAUUUAUUGCACAUGAUAAUGGAGUUUCAAUUUUUAUGUAA